Messenger RNA from Pristis pectinata (smalltooth sawfish), 4051 nucleotides. RefSeq names its product Rac/Cdc42 guanine nucleotide exchange factor (GEF) 6 (gene arhgef6). Bases 122 to 2503 code for a protein of 793 amino acids. Gene Ontology annotation, molecular function: protein binding; guanyl-nucleotide exchange factor activity. The transcript is spliced from 22 exons. Lineage: Eukaryota; Metazoa; Chordata; Chondrichthyes; Rhinopristiformes; Pristidae. The record is from RefSeq and is a predicted model, not a curated record.
GACACUCCGCGGCGGAAGCGAGGGCGGACCGGCCGCUUUGCGCCGCGGAUGUGGAUGAGCCCGCGGGCCGGAGGCGGCUCCCGUUCCCGCGCCCGCCGAGCCCGAGCCCGAGGCCGCGGCCAUGACUCCCGCCGAGCAGAACGUCACCUGGCUGAUCUCGCUCGGCGUCCUCGACUCCCCCAAGAAGACGCCGUCCGACCCGGAGGAGUUCCUGAGGAGCGCGCUGAGGGACGGGCUGGUGCUGUGCCGCCUGCUGGAGCGGCUGGUGCCCGGCUCCCUCGACAAGGUGUGUGCCGAGCCCCGCACCGACAGCGACAGCUGCAGCAACAUCCGCGAGUUCCUGCGGGGCCUCAGCGCGCUGCAGAUCGAGCAAACUUUCGAUGUCAAUGACCUAUACAAGGGGCAGAACUUCAACAAAGUUUUGACCACCCUCUCAGCACUUAACAAGGCUACCGAAGAACGAGGGAGUGGAAGGACAUGCUCCUCUUUCUCAUUCAAUCACAGUAACUCGGCUAAUUCCUCGAGCAGCACACAAGCACCAGCCACAAAAGCAGCCAGGACUCUGCGGAGGCAGUCAAAAAACCUGGACAUGACUGAGAAUGGGAGCCAUCAGCUGGUGGUGAAAGCCAAGUUCAACUUCAAGCAGAACAACGAGGAUGAGCUCUCAUUCUCAAAGGGUGACAUUCUAUAUGUCACUCGAAUUGAAGAUGGAGGAUGGUGGGAAGGCUCAUUCAAAGGAAGGUCAGGAUGGUUCCCCAGCAACUAUGUACGGGAGAUAAAAUCCACUGAUAAGCCACUUUCCCCCAAGUCCCUCAAAGGAUUUGAGACACCUUCUGUUACCAAGAAUUAUUACAGUUUGGUUAUUCAGAAUAUUUUGGACAAUGAACGUGAUUAUGCAAAGGAGCUGCAGGUGUUGCUCAGCACGUACCUGCGAUCACUGCAGGCUAAUGACAAGUUAUCUGCAGCGGACAUUGCAGCACUGAAAGGGAACCUGGAGGAAAUCUGCUCGUUUCAGCAAAGCCUUUGCCAGACUUUGGAAGAAUGCGCAAAGUUGCCAGAAUCUCAGCAGAAGGUUGGUGGCUGCUUCCUGAAUCACAUGCCACAGAUGAAGUCGCUGUACCUCACAUACUGUGCCAACCACCCAUCAGCUGUGGGUGUACUCACAGAGCACAGUGAGGAGUUGGACAAGUUGAUGGAAAGCCAAGGAGCCAGCAGCCCAGGCAUCUUGAUGCUAACGACAAGCCUCAGCAAACCCUUCAUGAGACUGGACAAGUACCCAGCACUGCUGCAGGAGCUGGAGCGGCACAUGGAGGAAUCUCAUCCUGAUUAUCCUGAUAUUUUAAAAGCAAUGGCAUCUUUCAAAAAUCUAGUGACUCAGAGUCAGGAACUUCGAAAGAGGAAGCAGUUGGAGUUGCAGAUCCUCUCUGAGCAAAUUCAGGGCUGGGAAGGUGAAGAUAUUAAGUCCCUUGGAAACGUCAUCUACAUGUCGCAGGUCAUGGUGCAGUGUGGGGCAAGUGAGGAGAAGGACGAGAGGUACUUCAUGCUGUUUCCUUCUGUGCUGCUGAUGCUGUCUGCAAGUCCCCGGAUGAGUAGCUUCAUCUAUCAGGGAAAAUUGCCAUUGACAGGAAUGACUGUAACAAAACUCGAGGAGAAUGAAAACUUUCAUCAUGCCUUUGAAAUUACAGGUAACAUGAUUGAACGGAUUCAGGUGUCCUGCAGCAGCAGUCAGGAGCAACAGGAGUGGGUGGACAGCCUACUGAUGCUCACCAAAGGCACUGUCCCUGGGAGUGCUGUCACCAAACCGCUGCCUGUGACAUCCCAGCCGCAGCAUGGAGAGAGUAAGCAGCCUCCAGCAACUCCGUCACAUCAGCCCCUUGCUUAUUCACCUCCCCAGUCUUACAGCACUGCCGCACAAAACAGAGGCCCCCUGGAGCCACCCAAAUUGCCCAGGCCUUGGACCCUGAGCUGCCUGAGACCUGCACCCCCACUGAGACCUUCGGCUGCAUUAGGCUGUAAGGAGAGGAUGUCUUAUAUUUUAAAGGACUCCAGCAAGAGCCCCAAAGCAGUGAAAAAGUUCCUCACAAAACGGAAGACCGAACGAAAAACUUCAGACGAUGAAUUUAUUUUACGUAAAAGUACAGCAGCCCUGGAAGAAGAUGCACAGAUACUUAAAGUCAUCGAGGCAUACUGCACCAGUGCAAACCUCCAACAGGCUCAUAGUUCAGUCUGUCGAAAGGACUCGGCACCGCAAGUUCUGCUUCCAGAAGAGGAGAAAAUAAUUGUUGAAGAGACAAAGAGUAACGGGCAAACUGUAAUAGAAGAAAAGAGCCUGGUCGACACAGUUUAUGCGUUGAAGGAUGAAGUUCAGGAGCUGAAGCAGGAAAAUAAGAGAAUGAAGCAGAGUCUAGAGGAGGAGCAGAAAUCCCGGAAAGAAUUAGAAAAGAUGAUCAGAAAAGUGCUGAAGCAAUUAAACGAAUCAGUGUGGGAUGAGAGUGGUCAUUAAAGCUGCCUGCCCUGCCUUCUCAACACAGACUGAGGCAAACAGCAAUCUAGUGGCAGAGCUGCCUGUGAUUCUUGGACAUGCACAGUCAUGAGGGAUCCUUGGUUUAUUGACUGUUGAUUUCUGUGGAUUGGCAGGUGACUGAAGAGUUGAAAUCUGAUGGGAAAUUGCACAGGUCUGGGGAGAGAAACACCACUGGAAAGUGGGAAGCACUGCCUACCAAAACAUGACAUUUGUCCUCAGAUCGGUUACCAGCUUUUGCAAAGUGCUGCCUGCAAAUGACCUCCCAAUUGUUUGUGAAUAACUUCCCGUGCAGUCAAAUCAGGACUGUGCGACAGGGCAACAGCUCACUCUUGGAGCACUUGGCAGCUUGGCUGAAGUUCAAGGCCUCCUUGGUGUUGCAGUGGGAUAGCACCUGUUGAUACCUUCUCCUGCACAGAUCACUGAACGUUAAGCCGUGCACAUGCAUUUCCAGGGAUAACUCAGGUUUCUGAGAGGUUCCAGGCUGUAGUUGAUUUAUUUAUGUUUUUCUGUAUUAAGUCGCACCCUGUUGUCACAUAACCUCCUCUCCCCACAAUCACUGAUGAUGUUGCUGAGCAGAAGCCUUGUCAAUGAGGAGCCUUAAUAAUGACAUUGCAUCGAAUGCAUGUGCAGCUCUUACCUCCAAGCACCCAAGUACAGUGUGUACAUAGAAAGCUCUUCUUAAAGUGGUCAUAGCUUCUGUGCACUCCUGUAUAUUACAGGAUUGUGUUUAAUAAUAUAUAAAGGUUGCAGGCAGCUCAUGUUCCCUCUUCCUGAUGUGGUGCAGAGCAGCUGUCCAUUGACAAACUAAGCUGUAGGAGUUACCUGUGCAAGCACGAUCUUAAUGUCCAGUUGGUGAAGUGAUGGCUGGGCUUGAAGGUGGGAAGAAUCAUGUGCUUGGGAAUAACCACAGGAUAAUGAGCAUGUGAUCCAGGGCAGUGUCUGCACCAACUACUGAAGAUGGCCGUUCACACUGCGCUGUGGUUACAGUGCCAGGGCACUGAUUUGCAGUGUGACACUGAGAGGCAGUCCCCUCCACGUCACUGUGAAAUGGGGCUUCAGUCUAGCACCUCUUACAUAUUGGUACAAAGUCCAAUCAUUUUCACACCAGCACUGAGCAUGGAGUGUGCCGGCUCACUCUAAACAACUUGUGCUUUGAGUCCAGCUGUGAAUACAUCCAUACUUCUGGAUUUUUAAAUCAGUGGGGCUCGGAUUAACCUGGGAACCCACUGUUAACGCUGCAGCCAGUGCCUGUGUUUGUGGAGAUCCUUAGUCCUAGCACACACUCAUGCGUACACACACACACACACACACACACACACACACACACACACAAAAGUAGGACAGCCUUUUAUAAACAGCCUCCUUUUAUAAAGCUGAAGUCAUCCAUUCCCUCAGCUUAACCUUGUAAAUAAAUAGCUCAUAUUUUGGCAGGAUCUCACAACACCAUAUGAUUCUACGAAAUUCUUGUACUGUUGACUGAAUUUUUUUUUGCUGUUAGCUUCGAUACGAUUAAAUUGAUUUUCUGAA